Molecule: messenger RNA, 732 nt
Organism: Closterium sp. Naga37s-1
Lineage: Eukaryota; Viridiplantae; Streptophyta; Zygnematophyceae; Desmidiales; Closteriaceae
Source: the annotation of a GenBank genome assembly
AUGCCGAUCGUGGGUUGUGCAGGUGUCGUCAUCCGCGCCAAAGGAAAGGGCUGGGUGGACGAGCGCCUUGUCCAGGUGCUUGUCCCGUUCUUGAAGCCUCUGCGAGACGAGGGCGGACGGGACAAGCAGGCGCUACUCGUCCUUGAAUCGUACAAGGGCAAUCUCACUCAAGCUGCAAGCCAGCUACUGAAGACGUUUAAAAUGACGCGUGCCGUCAUUCCUGGUGAUCGCACCUCUCACUGGUGCAACUACUUGACGUAUCCAUCAGCCGCAGCUUCAACCGCCCGGUUUGCCAGCGCUACAGCACUUGCAGAGUCGUGGGCCGAUGUGCCAGAGGAGCUGGUGAGGAAGUCAUUCCUCACCUGCGGCAUCUCCGACGCCGAAGACGGGAACGAGGAUCAUCCGAUCCUCGCUCGACUGCGGGAUAAUACUGAAAUGGAGGUGCUGGAGGAUGUGCAGGAGGAGGCAGAUGACGGUGCGCUCCCCAACCCGUUCUACGAAGACCUCGCGGGCGCCCCUGAGGCCGCAGCCACCGAGGAGGACAAGGACGUGGAAGUGGUGGAUGAUCUGGCGAAGGAGUGGGGUGAGGAUGCAUCCAUGUCGGACGAGGCGGAGGAUAGGGCAGACGAUGUGAUGAGAGUUGCGGAGUGGAGCAAUGACGGGGACGAGUGGUGGGCACUUUGCCACUUUGAGGGGGAGGAAGUGGAGGGGUGGGUGGCAGGCGAGAAUUAG